AUGAUGAUAUGCGAUAUAAGCGGUGGUGUGAGAUGCGUGCAGUGCAUGCGGAAUUCGAAAGGAGCUGUUGUAUAUCGAAUUGAGCCGGAGAAUGUUCCGUUCGAUGUUACACCCUUUUCCGGUGAUGUAUUUAGUCGUUACGAUAUACCAAAUGGCAAAUAUUUCUUUAAUAUUGUUGCUGCCAAUUCAUUUGCACAGGAAGCUCGUGCUAAUGUUCGGAUUUUGGUUGGUCCACGGAUCGAUCCGAAACAGCAAUUCAAAAGGCCCAAAAUUAAAAAAUCGCGCUAUCGACGGAGUAGAAGAGAUUUUGGCAAUGAAAUUGUGCUAACACUGAAAGAGAAUCAUCCAACUGGGUUACUGGAAGAGAAAAUAAGCCUUAAUCCUAACGAAAAGGUGAUCUUUGCACCAGCAACAACGGAUUAUCUUAGAAUACAUGGUAAUGGAUUAAUAGAGCUUAUCAAGCCGCUGAAUUAUGAAUUCGAAAUGUCCCAUCAAGCAGCUGUACAGAUUAGCGGUUUGUUCAAAGGUUGGCCAUCAUUUAACUAA
Loa loa (African eye worm) is the source of this 546-nucleotide messenger RNA. RefSeq lists its product as hypothetical. The record is from RefSeq and is a predicted model, not a curated record. The coding region runs from base 1 to 546 and encodes 181 amino acids. Lineage: Eukaryota; Metazoa; Nematoda; Chromadorea; Rhabditida; Onchocercidae. The transcript is spliced from 4 exons.